Molecule: messenger RNA, 507 nt
Organism: Rotaria sp. Silwood2
Lineage: Eukaryota; Metazoa; Rotifera; Eurotatoria; Philodinida; Philodinidae
Source: the annotation of a GenBank genome assembly
AUGAUGUCCUCAACGAUAAUCGUACUAGUACUGAUGAUUAGUGGACUUUCUAUGUCUACUUCUGAAGCGCAAUCACCAAUAUCUGCCUUUGAUCUAUUUGCCAAAGCAUUAAUUAAAACAAUUCAAACACCUAUUAGUUUAAAUGACGACAAUCCAACAAUGUCUGUUGAUAUUAUAUUAGAAAAUGAUGAGGUAUUCAGUCUUGAUGAUAUUCUUCGUUUAUUUAUUCAACAAUAUAUUCUUGCAUUAUAUGAUAAUCGUAAUCAUCUUGUACCUGAAGAUUGGGAAACACGAUAUCCUGCAUAUAGUAAAGUAUUGAGUGAAGUUAAUAAUGUUUUAGAUUUAAUUGGUAAACGAGUAUUAUCUGAAAUAAAAUUGAAAGAUAUUCAACCACUUAUUAAAAGUCUAACACCUGCAGUAUUGGAAGAUUUACAACAAUUAUUAAAACACUUAGAUGAAGAAACCGAAAAAGAAAAUGGUGAUGAUUCAGCUAAAGAAGAUUUAUAG